AUGCAAUAAUCCCAUUUUUAUUACGAUAUGUUCAAAAUCAUAUCAUUACUAUUUUAGUAGGAUCUAAUUAAUAAAUAAGAGAAGGAUGAAUUGAAAUGUACUUCAAUUUUUAAUGUUAGUUAUGGUACUUGAAUCUCAAUCUGAAUUGAUGUUUUAACUGCAGGCCAUUUAUCGUUCAUCUGUUAAGGGAAAAUAAUUACAUAUGGUCCAUGCGAUCAAAAAUUAUAUAGAUUCUCAUAGAUAAGGUUCUCCAAGAAAUAGUUCGCCCAGAUCAUCAAGAUAUUUGGAAGCUUCUCGUAUGUGGAGUAUUUAUGAAGAGAAUGAAGAAGAGGAAAGAGAUAACGAAAUUAAAUUGAUAGGAAUUCGACGCUGA
Molecule: messenger RNA, 373 nt
Organism: Paramecium pentaurelia
Lineage: Eukaryota; Ciliophora; Oligohymenophorea; Peniculida; Parameciidae
Source: the annotation of a GenBank genome assembly